Homarus americanus (American lobster) is the source of this 2699-nucleotide messenger RNA. RefSeq lists its product as uncharacterized. Bases 553 to 1542 code for a protein of 329 amino acids. Lineage: Eukaryota; Metazoa; Arthropoda; Malacostraca; Decapoda; Nephropidae. The transcript has 9 exons. The record is from RefSeq and is a predicted model, not a curated record.
CAGGCACGGGGAGCGGACACGAGUCGUUCCUUGGCGUCCUCAGUCACCUAGCCUCGCCUCACCUAGCCUCACCUCGUUUCGCCUCAAAGACAGGACAAUUACUGGAGUGAAGGGAACUGAAUAAAUACGAACAAUAAAGAAAAAUGUGUUAAGGAUCGUGAAGCUGGCAACACUGGGCUACUGUAAACACCACCUCCCAGAUGACCACCCUCGGGGAGUCUCCUCAGGAAGCGCCAGCCAUUUAAACUCUCCCCCCAAAACAGGGUGACGGGUGUACCUCUGCCAGCCUCGGGGCGGAGGUGACAGUAAAGCGUCACCGUUACCUGUGUUGGUCGGACACGUGACGAGGUAAGCAGCCUAGAGGAACCUGCACCCUGUCUCCUGAAGGUCUACUGCAGGACCCCGUGAGUAUUAACUAUCCUGAAAGACACAAGAAGCUUCAUAACCGGAGGUCCCACGGAAGCCUACCCACCACAGGAACCCGGACCUUGCCUCCUGUAGCACCCCUGGAGAAUACAUCCUACAGGUCGUGGCCAUCCUAACCCCAGCAGGAUGAGGAGGCACCGGCCUGGCCUACUCACCUGCCUCAUCCUAGCGUCAGCAAUGGUGUGCGAGGGACUGCGGCUGCGGGAGUCGGUGAUCCCGCCCUACAAGCUGCGGGGGGACACGGUGGAGCUGCGGUGUGACUACGAGGCGGGCAACUCCUCCAUCUACUCCGUCAAGUGGUUCAAGGACGACGAGGAGUUCUUCAGAUACGUCCCCCGAGACUCCCCGCCCUACCACAUCUUCCCCCGCGUCGGUGUGACUGUUGACGAGGCAGCGUCACAGCCUGGUCGGGUGGUACUGCGGGCUGUGGGCUUCAACACGUCUGGUCAGUACCGGUGUGAAGUGUCAGCUGAAGGACCUAAGUUUAACACUGUGACGGGCCGCGGCAACCUCUUAGUCAUUGAGCCACCAACCUCCGGGCCGGUCAUCACAGGUGGACGCAACAGGUACCACGUUAACGAUACAGUCAACCUCCUGUGUACCUCCAGCCCAUCCCGACCUGCAACACAUCUCUCCUGGAGGAUAAACGGCAGACAGGCACCACAAGAUAUAGUCACCAGAGAACGCCCUUACAUGGUUCAGGAUGGUCUACUGACGCAGAUCUCCCGACUUACGUUCGUAGCGAGGCCGUUCCACUUCCAGCGAGGCGUACUGAGGGUUAAAUGUGUGGCGGAGAUCAGUGGUAAUCGGCUGGCCCACCACACUACCAUACUUGACAACUUCAGAGCCUGGGAGAGAUCUUUCCAGGCCAGCGGAGAGAGUCUUGGGGUGGCACCGAGUCUAGCACUUAUGGCCUCCUGCUUCACGCUCUGUGCCUCCUUCGCCACCUCCUUCAGCGCUUCCUUCUUCUUCGCUACCUCCUUCGCCGCCUCCUUCACGGACUCUAUCGCCACCUCCUUCGUCACUUCCCUCAAGGACUCCUUCAUCACCUCCCUCAAGAACUCCUUCAGUACCUCCUCCUUCAGAGACUCCUACACCACCUCCUUCAGUAGAUGAGAUCAAGCAACACAGAUGAUCGUAAAUAAUGAAGACACUAAAAAUUGUAUUAUCAUUGUAGUUGGACAAAAUCAACCGGACAAAUUGUAAUGUGUAUACGGACAAAAAUCAACCGGACAAAUUGUAAUGUGUCUAUACGGACGUAAUCGAUCAGACAAAUUGUGGUGAAUCUCUAUGCGGACAAAUUGUAAUGUGACUGUAUACGGACAAAACCAACCGGACAAAUUGUAAGUUGUCUCUAUACGGACAAAAUCAACCGGACAGAUCAACUCAAGCAUUGUAAUAACAAAUAAAUAAAUAAAAUUAUAUCUAAGUGGACAAAAUAAAAAUAACUGGACUAAUUGACAUAACAGAAUCUUUAACCGGACAAAAUCAUUAAUUGGACAAAAUCUAUAACCAGGCAUAAUCUUUAACAGAACUAAAUAUUUAACUAGACAGAAUCUUUAACCGGACAUAAUCUUUAACAGGACAGAAUCUAUAACCGGGCAAAAUAUUAAACCGGACAAAAUCAUCAACUGGACAAACUUUUUAACAAGAUAGAAUUUACUUGACAGAUUACCUCCCAAUAACUGUUUGUAGACUGUGAGGUAACGAUGACUGGUAACUGGGACCUAACUGGUAACAAUAGGAGUACCCCAAGACUGUCCCAGUUAAUCUACAGAGAUAAUGACAGUCACUAGUUAGUCUACAGUGAUGAUAACAGUCACCAGUCGGUCUACAGUGAUGAGGAGCAGUCACCAGUCAGUCUACAGUGAUGAAGACAGUCACCAGUCAGUCUACAGUGAUGAUAACAGUCACCAGUCAGUCUACAGUGAUGAUAACAGUCACCAGUCAGUCUAAAUGAUGAUAACAGUCACCAGUCAGUAUACUGUACAUUGAUGAAACAGUUACCAGUCAGUCUACAGUGAUGAUAACAGUCACCAGUCAGUCUACAGUGAUGAUAACAGUCGCCAGUCAGUCUAAAUGAUGAUAACAGUCACCAGUCAGUAUACUGUACAUUGAUGAAACAGUUACCAGUCAGUCUACAGUGAUGAUAACAGUCACCAGUCAGUCUACAGUGAUGAAGACAGUCACCAGUCAGUCUACAAUGAUGAUAACAGUCACCAGUCAGUCUACUGUACAUUGAUGAUAACAGUUACCAGUCAGUCUACAGUGAU